Symbiodinium sp. CCMP2456 is the source of this 250-nucleotide messenger RNA. Lineage: Eukaryota; Dinophyceae; Suessiales; Symbiodiniaceae. The record is from the annotation of a GenBank genome assembly.
GCCGCCGAUGAACUGGUGACGCACAGCGCUCACUAUGACUGCAGCUUCGCCCUUGUAGAGCUGGAGGACAGUCCUCUUGCACCUAUUCAGCCGCUGGGGUGCAGCAGAGCAGGCCAUCCACCCUUCGGCAUUCCGCCACUUCAUCUGCAGAUGAUCCGGGCAGAGCCGUUGUCGGUGACCUUCGAGCAAAGCGGCGAAGAGGGCUCCAGCCCCUCAGAGGGCCGCAGCCUCUCGCCGGAGCCGAGCCCAG